Molecule: messenger RNA, 1350 nt
Organism: Oryctolagus cuniculus (rabbit)
Lineage: Eukaryota; Metazoa; Chordata; Mammalia; Lagomorpha; Leporidae
Source: RefSeq, a predicted model, not a curated record
ACUGGAAAAAAAGUCGUCACUGCUUACUCAGAAGGAAUGGCUCACAGAAAGUCUGGGUUUGAUGUGUGUAUAUGCAAACUGUCCGUGGCUGGGUUUUUAAGAAAUUCAACCUAGAAAUGGCUUUUUCAUAGGUUCCAAAGCAAUUAAUCAACUUGUGCAAGAAUUAGAAUCCAGAAAGAAUAAUCAAGAUAUUUUCAAAAUGGAAAGUUUCAAUACCAUGGAAUUUUGCUUUCCUCCUUCAACUAUGAUUUCCUGACUUCCCUAAAGGAUCAAGAACGGGGCUGGGCACACAGUGUGUGCUAAGGAAUGAAUGUUUGGAUUGAAUUGAACCCCCAAAGAACGUGGACUAUUCAGAGACACUGAAUUUGGACUUGGGAGAAUCCCUGCCUCGGGUUGGCCCAAUUAGCAGUGAACAGCAAUGGGCCAAAAGAGAUAUGCCAAUUCUAGAAGAGAAACCUUGAGAUGGGGUCAGGAAGAUGAGAGAGCCAGGAAUCCGAGCCAGGUUUGAAUAUGGCAAACCAAAGACUUCAGAAAAUAGACCAGUUAAACAGAAAGGAGUCAUGGUCGAUGGUGAUGAGAGUUUUGAUCCAGUUGAGCCAUCAAACUUUGUCCUGGGGAAUCUUCAGGAUUACAAAAUCCAUCCAAAUUUGGCCAAGUACUAUGAGCCUUUGAAGCCCACUACACAACAGAAAUUCCUGAAUCAGAGCAGGAAAACCAGAAACUUCAUGUUAAAAGUAACAGAGUACGAUCAAGAUAUGACCUUACUGAUUAUGACCAACAACCCACCUCCCUACCUGAUCAAUCAGCAGGAAAAGGACAGCACAUCAAAAUACUUUUCCAAGGAGCUGCUGCGUGAGGUAGAAAGUCAGCCUCAGCCCAGGCCCACUGAAAACCUGGGCCUGCCCUUGAUGCCUCAGAAAAAAAAGCUAAAAUCUGGGAUGAAACCAGUCUUCCCUGUGAAGCAUUUGGACGAUCCCACAUCCAAGCGGGAACAGUGGUUCAGGUUUUCUACUGAUGAUGACUUCAAGUGUGAAGGGAAGUACUCCAAGAUCUAUGCUUUGAGGAGACAGAAAAAAAUGUACCCUCAGCUCAAUUUUGCUCCAGUCUAUGAAAGAGAAGCGAGGAGAGAUGCUUCCAAGAGCGACAGGCCGCCUUCCAGGGUGACGUGGGAACCGCUCACCCUCGCCUCGCUGCUGGAAGACACAUGCACCAGGACCGCGACCGGGCCAAGCACCUUCCGCCGAGGCAGGGCCCAGCAGUGGAUCGUCGAAAACGUCUCUGUCAUUAAGUGAAAUCUCACCCAGAGGCCUGCACGAGUCGCCACCCCAAUAAAACCACCUUCCUGCUGCA